Molecule: messenger RNA, 816 nt
Organism: Phanerochaete carnosa HHB-10118-sp
Lineage: Eukaryota; Fungi; Basidiomycota; Agaricomycetes; Polyporales; Phanerochaetaceae
Exons: 8
Coding region: 105-638 (177 amino acids)
Biological process (GO): protein polyubiquitination; proteasome-mediated ubiquitin-dependent protein catabolic process
Molecular function (GO): ubiquitin conjugating enzyme activity
Source: RefSeq, a predicted model, not a curated record
AUACUGUCUCCCUCCAUUUCUCACCUUAAUCCGCAACAUCCACCACCCCUCGCCAUUCACCAUCGAUUCACCCUCUGUGUAUUGCAGCUUUCUCGUGAGCGACGAUGACCUCGACUGCACCGACGAACACACCCUCCAACACUCUCCUCCUUCGUCGCCAGUUGACGGAGCUCACCAAGCACCCCGUGGAGGGAUUCUCCGCAGGCUUGGUCGAUGACAACAAUUUGUAUGAGUGGGAGGUCAUGAUCAUCGGUCCACCGGACACCCUCUACGAAGGAGGUUUCUUCAAAGCCCGACUAACCUUCCCGGAUGACUUCCCCCUCAACCCACCGAAGCUUCGGUUUACCACUCCGAUGUGGCACCCUAACAUUUACCCAGAUGGCAACGUCUGUAUCUCUAUCCUGCACCCACCCGGUGAGGACCAGUACGGCUACGAAGAUUCGGGUGAGCGGUGGCUGCCCGUGCACACCGUCGAGUCAAUCCUUCUCAGCGUCGUGUCGCUGCUCUCUCAGGAGCGGCCAAACACCGACAGCCCAGCGAAUGUCGAUGCCGCAAAGGAGGUGCGCGAGAGCUUUGAGGCAUACAGGAAGAAGGUCCGUCGACUUGUGAGACGAAGCGCAGAGGAAGCCUUUGACUAGUCCUGCCCUGUGCCCAUCCUUGUUGUACGCGGUUCACGGGUCCUUUGGCGUAACGAUCUGUCUUGCAUUAGUACACUUGUCCGAGCACAUACAUUAUCCUCGCAUCCUCCCACGUAGUUGUCCAUUUCUUGCAACUCAUUUUGACCGGCUGUACGCUUCAAAUUUAACGAAAUUCCCC